AUGGGUUUGGAGAAGCAUCUUGUAUGGAAGAGAGUUAUUAAGAAAAAGUGCAAAGUGGAGCAUCGGAGAUGGUUCCAAAGUAAACAUAUGGAAAGACAAUUGGAUUACUGGGAGGAGCAAGCCUCUUAUGCAAACAGCACAGAUGACUCGAAAGUAAAGGAUCUCAUUGUGAAUGGGGAAGGGUGGAAUAAAGGAAUGAUCGAGUUUAUGUUUUUCCAAGAAAUUUGCAAAGAGAUUCUAAACACCCCUGCUAGGACAACAUGGUUCGGAGCGGAAUGUCAAUGGACCCCAACAGUUGAGACAGUCAGUUCAAUUGAAAAUUGGUUAGUGGAAUGCAUAAGAAAUGUGAGAGCAGGAGGUGGAGAGGAGCAGAAGAAGAGAAUCAGCAAGUUAGGAUUUCUCAUGUGGGAGAUAUGGAAAACGAGAAACAGUAAGCUGUUUCAACAAGAGGAAGUAAACCAUAGUUGGACAAUCAACAAGGCAAAAGCACUAGAGGCAACAUACUGGAAACUAUCAGAAAAACAGCAAUCACAGAAAACAGAAGCCAAUAGGAGCAAAACUAACCUGGUGAAAUGGAGACCUCCCCCUCAGAACUGGCUGAAAGCAAAUGUUGAUGCAACCUUAAGAAAGGAUACUGAAACAGGUGCAAUAGCUGCGGUUAUCAGAGACAGUAAGGGAAGGAUUAUUUUAGGCUUCUCAGGAAAGAUUCAAGCUAAAUCUAGUACUGUGGCAGAAGCCCAGGCAAUAAGACAAGCAUUAAUCAUAGUGAACAAUCUACAAAUGGGUAGAACUCUAAUAGAAUCUGACAACUUAAAGCUCGUUCAAGUAAUCAAAUCUAAGACAACAUUGGCAGAGGCAAUGGCCAUAAUCCAAGACAUUCAAAUUUUAAUGUAG
Arachis duranensis is the source of this 894-nucleotide messenger RNA. RefSeq lists its product as uncharacterized. Gene Ontology annotation, molecular function: nucleic acid binding; RNA-DNA hybrid ribonuclease activity. The record is from RefSeq and is a predicted model, not a curated record. NCBI's taxonomy places the organism in Eukaryota, Viridiplantae, Streptophyta, Magnoliopsida, Fabales, Fabaceae. Bases 1 to 894 code for a protein of 297 amino acids. The transcript has 2 exons.